Molecule: messenger RNA, 297 nt
Organism: Entrophospora sp. SA101
Lineage: Eukaryota; Fungi; Glomeromycota; Glomeromycetes; Entrophosporales; Entrophosporaceae
Source: the annotation of a GenBank genome assembly
AUGGGGCAAUUACUGCAAGCCAGUAUAGAAAAAUAUGAAUUCGGUACUUUAUGUUCCAGAGAUGAAGAAGAUAAUGUGAUGCAGAAAGAGGAAGAAAAAGAGUCAGAUAAUUUGGAUGAUAUUGACAGUAAUGAAAAAUGGGGAAAUGAUGAUGAUAGUGGUUGGGAAAAUGUAGAAGAUAUCAAAGAAGAGAACAAAAAUAUAUGCAUGGAGUUGGUUGAAUAUGCAAUGAAAAAGUAUAAGUCAUAUAGAAGAAUUCCUGACUAUGUUAUUCAGGAAUUGAAUAAUAAAAAAUAG